Molecule: messenger RNA, 744 nt
Organism: Paracoccidioides brasiliensis Pb18
Exons: 2
Coding region: 1-744 (247 amino acids)
Molecular function (GO): O-methyltransferase activity
Source: RefSeq, a predicted model, not a curated record
AUGUCACCAAGUCCACUUGUUGCCAGCCAAAAGGUCCUUGAUCUUCUGAAAAGGCUCCACGCCGCCUCCCUAAGUCAAGAACGCAGUUAUUCGUUCCGCUUCUGGAGGUUGACUAGAAAGCUCCGGACUUUGCUCCUCAAAACAUCAUGGAUGACUCAGGAUGACGAUUUUACAAGGGAUAAAUUCGUCGCCCUGGAGGCUGUCAAAAGCGAGUUUCUGUAUCUCAUGGCCCGAUCCACGGGUGCAACAACUAUAGUCGAGGCCGGGACUAGCUUCGGCGUUUCUACCAUUUACUUGGCUUUGGCCGCGGGACAGAAUGCGGCUUCACAAUCUGCUUCUCCCAUUACACCUGGACAGGGUGGUAAGGUAAUUGCCACGGAGAGGGAGCCAGAGAAGGCGAAGAGGGCACGGGAACACUGGAAGGAAGCCGGGGAUGAGGUUGAGCCGUGGAUAACACUCUUGGAAGGGGAUUUGAAAGAGACCCUCGCCAUGGAGAUAGAUAAGGUGGACACAAUCGAUCUCCUGCUUCUUGAUAUUUGGGCACCCCUUGCGCUGUCCGUCCUGAAGAUUGUCCAGCCGAAACUUCGACAUGGAGCACUCAUCAUAGCAGAUAAUACGGCAGGUUUUCGGCCUGCCUAUAAGGACUUUUUUGACUACUCGCAUGAUCCGAAGAAUGGAUUCAAGUCAAUGACUAUCCCAUUCCACGGAGGACUCGAGGUGAUGGUAUACCUCCCAACAGCCUGA